Paecilomyces variotii is the source of this 2139-nucleotide messenger RNA. Its product is annotated as cytochrome protein. The record is from RefSeq and is a predicted model, not a curated record. Lineage: Eukaryota; Fungi; Ascomycota; Eurotiomycetes; Eurotiales; Thermoascaceae. The transcript is spliced from 5 exons. Gene Ontology annotation, molecular function: monooxygenase activity; oxidoreductase activity, acting on paired donors, with incorporation or reduction of molecular oxygen; heme binding. The coding region runs from base 236 to 1921 and encodes 561 amino acids.
CAUGCUGAAGUUAGCCUUAUCACCUAUACCCGAGCACAAUCUCUGCCAGGAUAGGUAGAUACUACCACACACCUCGAGUUUCGAUGUGCAUGAUUGGACGCCUGCAAAGCCAAGGGUACUCGGAAGUCGUAUGAACUCUCAUGCUGAGAAAGACAGAUCUCAUCGUCUCGAUUGAGCCGCACAAUCCACCAAACUCCAGAAUAAACCACAUGACUGCCUGUUGAGGACCCUCUUUAUGUUACGGGAACUACUCCUUAUGUUCGAAGCUUCACCUCUCUUACCCAUAUCUUUAUUAGUACGCACACAAACUGGAAGGAAUAUUUCUCUAUUACACUCAGAGUUCCAUCCCUUACUGUCCUCAUUCAUCGCUAUGGCCAUCAUUCCAAUAGACGUUACCAUAGAGAAAGCAUGUCUUGUGUUUUUGUUUUGCUUUCUCGCUCACUGGGUAUGGAAAGUUUUAGCGUCUCCUUUGAACAGUAUCCCCGGGCCUUUCCUGGCUAAAUGGACCAAUCUUUGGCGUCUUUUUGAUGUAUGGGGCGGACGCUGCGAACUCACCCAGAAGCUGUUACACGAGAAAUAUGGCCCGGUAGUUCGUUUGGGUCCAAACAUGGUCAGCCUCGGUGAUCCAGCUCUCAUCGCAACUCUCUAUGGUAUUAACGGGGAUUGGCUUAAGACCGAUUUCUAUCACUCGAACAGCGUCUUCCAGGACGGGAAGAUCAUCUAUACUCUUUUUAGCGAGACAGAUAAUGUGCGGCAUGCCCAGAUGAAACGACCCAUCGCUCAGUUAUAUAGCCAGAAUGGCCUGCGUGACCUAGAGCCUCACAUUAAUAAUACCAUCUCUUACUUCAUCCAGAGGUUGGAUCAAGAAUUUAUAAUGGGAAGAAAUAAAGAUGGUAUCUGCGACCUGGCUACCUGGCUGUCUUACUAUGCCUGGGACGUCGUGGGUGAGGUUACAUUCAGUACCCCGUUCGGCUUUCUCGAGAAGGCCACUGACAUUGGCAACACCAUCAUGGUUUCCGAAAGAGCCCUCGAUUAUUUCGCCGUGGUGGGCCAGAUACCAUUUCUCGAUUUCAUUCUCGACAAGAACCCUAUAGUCCGUGCGAUGGACAGAGCAUUUCAGUUGGGCCGUCUUGGAUUUAACUUCAUUACCGAUAUGACGAUCAACUGUCUCCAAGAACGCCGCUCAGGAAGCAAAUGUCACAGUGCAUCCAAUCCUGACUUCCUCGACAAGUUUCUAGAGGAACAGAAGAAAAAUCCAGAUACAGUGGACGAUGGCAGAGUCGUCUCGUACCUUCUGAUAAACAUGAUCGCCGGUGCCGAUACGACCGCUAUUACCCUUCGUUCUGUCUUUUACUAUAUCCUGAAAAACCCGCAAGUGUACCGACAACUCCAAGAGGAGAUUGAUGCAUCAAAACUUUCAACUCCGGUCUCGUACAAAGAUGCCCGCGCUCUUCCUUACCUGGACGCUGUGAUACGCGAGGCGAUGCGCAUGCAUCCAGGCGUAGGGAUGCCUCUGGAGCGGUAUGUUCCGGAAAGCGGGCUGUCUGCCGAUGGUCAUUAUAUUCCUAAGGGCGUCAAAGUAGGCAUAAAUCCCUGGGUCACCAGUUCGAACCGAGAUGUCUUCGGCCCUGAUGCGGAGGUCUUCCGUCCCGACAGAUGGCUCCAGCAGGUGGACGAGACAGAUGCGAAUUACGAGACUCGCCGUAAACGGAUGAAUCGCAGUGACUUGACAUUUGGCGCCGGAAGUCGUGUGUGUAUUGGCAAGAAUCUGGCUCUGCUCGAGAUAUACAAGACAGUUGCGACUUUCGUCUUAGCUUUUCACAUGCAGCUGGCCGACCCACAGCAAGAGUGGAAGAUCCAGAACAGCUGGUUCGUGAGACAGGAAGGAAUCAAUGUACGGCUUUCACCAAGGAAGAAUUGACUUUGUUUUCCAGGCCACAUUAACUACCUAAGUAGGGAAGGUUCCGUGCCAAUAAUGCUUGUGCGAGGAGCAUACUGCGUCUGUUGGGUCCAUUUUUGAAUCCUGAAUCUGCUGCGCUGAGAUUUCGCCGCAAAGUAGAAAGAUAAUCCUUAGACUUAAGACAGGCCCCCGAGUCUCGUAGAUAAUUUGCUAGACACGUUCUAUAUUGAGUCCAGAAC